Messenger RNA from Orcinus orca (killer whale), 9645 nucleotides. RefSeq names its product multiple PDZ domain crumbs cell polarity complex component (gene MPDZ). Lineage: Eukaryota; Metazoa; Chordata; Mammalia; Artiodactyla; Delphinidae. Gene Ontology annotation, molecular function: protein binding. The transcript has 48 exons. The record is from RefSeq and is a predicted model, not a curated record. Bases 196 to 6483 code for a protein of 2095 amino acids.
CUCCUCGCCGGGACGUUACUUCAGGACAGAAGAGAGCGAGCGUGGGCGAGGCGAGGCUCCCAGUGUCCCCGGCGACCCCAGCUCUCCAACCCUCCGUUCCUUUCGCGUUCCCGCCGGCGGCGGCCGCCGCGAGCAGGAGUUCCUUGUAGUUGCUGUUUAUAAUCAUUGUAGAGAAGGACACUGAACUUGGGAAAAAUGUUAGAAACUAUAGACAAAAAUCGGGCCCUGCAGGCGGCAGAGCGCUUGCAGGCCAAGCUGCGGGAGCGCGGGGAUGUAGCAAAUGAAGACAAACUGAACCUUCUCAAGUCAGUGUUGCAGAGCCCACUCUUCAGCCAGAUUCUGAACCUGCAGACUUCUGUACAGCAACUGAAAGACCAGGUAAACAUUGCAACUCCCACAAUUUCAAAUGUUGAAUGUGCCCACAUUCCACAUCUCAGCCCAGCUGUAAUUCCUACUCUGCAAAAUGAAUCAUUUUUAUUAUCCCCAAAUAAUGGGAAUCUGGAAGUUCUUACAGGAUUGGGUACUGCACACAUCAAUGGGAAACCUGCUUGUGAUGAAUUUGAUCAACUGAUCAAAAAUAUGGCCCAGGGUCGCCAAAUAGAAGUUUUUGAGCUCCUCAAACCUCCAUGUGGAGGCCUUGGGUUCAGUGUUGUGGGACUGAGGAGUGAAAACCGGGGAGAACUGGGGAUAUUUGUGCAGGAGAUCCAGGAGGGCAGUGUGGCCCACAGAGAUGGAAGAUUGAAGGAAACUGAUCAGAUCCUUGCUAUUAACGGACAGGCACUUGAUCAGACAAUUACACAUCAGCAGGCUAUCAGCAUCCUGCAGAAAGCUAAAGAUACUGUCAAGCUGGUUAUUGCCAGAGGCUCAUUGCCUCAGCUCAUCAGCCCCAUAGUUUCCCGUUCUCCAUCUGCGGCCAGCACAAUUUCAGCUCACUCUAAUCCGGUUCACUGGCAGCACGUGGAGACUAUUGAAUUGGUAAAUGAUGGCUCUGGUCUGGGAUUUGGCAUUGUAGGAGGAAAAGCAACUGGCGUGAUCGUGAAAACCAUCCUGCCUGGAGGAGUAGCUGAUCAGCAUGGGCGAUUAUGCAGUGGAGACCACAUUCUAAAGAUUGGUGACACAGAUCUAGCAGGAAUGAGCAGUGAGCAAGUAGCCCAGGUCCUCAGACAGUGUGGAAAUAGAGUCAAAUUGAUGAUUGCAAGAGGUGCCAUGGAAGAACCAGCGGUGCCCACCUCUUUGGGCAUCACGCUUUCCUCAUCCCCAUCUUCUACACCAGAGAUGCGGGUUGAUGCUUCUACUCAGAAAAGUGAAGAAAAUGAGACAUUUGAUGUAGAACUCACUAAAAAUGUCCAAGGAUUAGGAAUUACCAUUGCUGGUUACAUUGGAGAUAAAAAAUUAGAACCUUCAGGAAUCUUUGUAAAGAGCAUUACAAAGAGCAGUGCUGUUGAACAUGAUGGAAGAAUCCAAAUUGGAGACCAAAUUAUAGCAGUAGAUGGCACAAACCUUCAGGGUUUUACCAAUCAACAAGCAGUAGAGGUGUUGCGACACACAGGACAGACUGUUCACCUGACACUAAUGAGGAGAGGAGCAAAGCAGGACGCUGAGCUCGCGUCACGGGAGGACAUCACAAAAGAUGCAGUUUUGUCUCCUGUUAAUGCAAGUGUAAGCAAAGAAAAUUAUGAAGAAGAUGAAGAUUCUUUAUCUUUGAGGAGAAACACCAGCAUAUUACCAAUUGAAGAAGAAGGGUAUCCAUUACUGUCAGCUGAGAGAGAAGAUACAGAAGAUGCUCAACAACAGGAAGCUGCCCUGCUGACCAAGUGGCAAAGGAUUAUGGGCAUUAAUUAUGAAAUAGUGGUGGCCCAUGUGAGCAAGUUCAGUGAGAACAGUGGGUUGGGGAUAAGUCUGGAAGCAACAGUGGGCCAUCAUUUUAUCCGAUCUGUUCUACCGGAAGGUCCUGUCGGACACAGUGGGAAGCUUUUCAGUGGAGAUGAGCUAUUGGAAGUGAACGGCAUAACUCUACUUGGGGAGAAUCACCAGGAUGUGGUGACUGUUUUAAAAGAACUGCCUAUAGAGGUGACAAUGGUGUGCUGUCGUCGAACGGUGCCACCCACCACCCCGUCAGAGUUGGAGAGCCUGGACUUAUGCGACAUUGAACUAACAGAAAAGCCUCAUAUAGAUCUAGGUGAGUUUAUCGGGUCCUCGGAGACAGAGGAUCCUGUGCUGGUGAUGACCGAUGUGGGUCAGAAUGCAGAGGAGGUUCAAGGACCUUUGGCCAUGUGGGAAGCCAACGUUCAGAACAUAGAGCUGGAGAAAGGGAGCAGAGGACUUGGUUUUAGCAUUUUAGAUUAUCAGGAUCCAGUUGACCCAGCAAGCACUGUGAUUGUAAUUCGUUCUCUGGUGCCUGGUGGUGUCGCUGAAAAGGAUGGACGACUUCUCCCUGGAGAUCGACUCAUGUUUGUCAAUGACGUUAACUUGGAAAACAGCAGUCUCGAAGAAGCUGUCCAGGCACUGAAGGGUGCACCGUCAGGAACUGUGAGAAUAGGAGUUGCCAAGCCUUUACCCCUUUCACCAGAAGAGGGUUAUGUUUCUGCUAAGGAGGAUUCUUUUCUCUACCCACCACAUUCCUGCGAGGAGGAAGGGCUGGCUGACAAAGCCCUCUUCAGGGCUGACUUGGCUCUGGUGGACACAAAUGAUGCUGACUUAGCAGAUGAAUCUGCCUUUGAGUCUCAGUACUCUCCUGAUAACGACAGUAUCUACUCCACUCAAGCCUCUAUUUUAUCUCUUCACAGCAGUGCUUGUAGUGAUAAUCUGAAUUUUGGUCCCUCCCUUCCAUCUUCUCCUCCCAAGGAUGUUACUGAAAAUUCCUCAGAUCCAGUACUUGACUUGCAUAUGUCCUUGGAGGAGCUAUAUGCCCAGAAUCUCCUGCAAAGACGGGACGAGAGUCCGCCUUCAGUGGACUUGAGCAUGGGGACUGCUUCUGGCUUUACCAUAAAUGACUAUACACCUGCCAAUGCUAUUGAACAGCAAUACGGAUGUGACAACACAAGAGUGUGGACUGAACCUCACCGACCAAAUGAAGUUAUAUCAAGUGCAGAACUGAGUUCUCCUGUGCUGACUGAUUCAGCUGGAAAGGGCUCCAAGUUCUUAAUUCAACAGGGGUCCCUGGCCUCUGCUGCUGAGUGUGUCAUGCUCCAAACUAUAUCCAAAGAAUCUUUCGAGAGGACUAUUACGAUAGCAAAAGGCAAUUCUAGCCUGGGAAUGACAGUAAGUGCUAAUAAAGAUGGCUUGGGGAUGAUUGUUCGAAGCAUUAUUCACGGAGGUGCCAUUAGUCGAGAUGGUCGGAUUGCUGUUGGGGACUGCAUCUUGUCUAUUAAUGAAGAGUCUACUAUCAGUUUAACCAAUACCCAAGCACGAGCCAUGUUGAGAAGGCAUUCUCUCAUUGGGCCAGACAUAAAAAUUACUUAUGUGCCUGCAGAUCAUUUAGAAGAGUUCAAAAUAAGUUUGGGACAACAAUCUGGAGGAAUAAUGGCACUGGAUAUUUUUUCUUCCUACACUGGCAGAGACAUUCCAGAGCUACCAGAGCGAGAAGAAGGAGAGGGGGAAGAAAGUGAACUUCAAAAUGCAACAUACAGCAGUUGGAAUCAAUCCAGGCGGGUUGAACUUUGGCGAGAACCAAGCAAAUCCUUGGGCAUCAGCAUUGUUGGUGGACGAGGGAUGGGGAGUCGUCUAAGCAACGGUGAAGUGAUGAGGGGCAUUUUCAUCAAACAUGUUCUUGAAGAUAGUCCAGCUGGCAAAAAUGGAACCUUGAAACCUGGAGAUAGAAUAGUAGAGGUGGAUGGCAUGGACCUCAGAGAUGCAAGCCAUGAACAAGCUGUGGAAGCCAUUCGGAAAGCAGGCAACCCUGUAGUCUUUAUGGUACAGAGCAUUAUAAACAGACCAAGGAAAUCCCCUUUGCCUUCCUUGCCGCACAACCUUUACCCUAAGUACAAGUUCAGCAGCACUAACCCAUUUGCUGAUUCUCUACAGUUCAACGCUGACAAGGCAUUACAGAAUUCAAGUAGAGUUCUCUUCCGUUGUUCCCCAACUAACCCUUUUGCUCCCACACCAUUUAAGGCUCCCAGUCAGUCAGAAUCCGAGCCAGAAAAGGCUCCGCUGUGCAGUGUGCCUCCGCCCCCUCCUCCAGCAUUUGCAGAAAUGAGCGAGGAUCAUGCACAGUCAUCGGCAAGUGAAAUCUCAGCAGAUGUGGACAAAGAGGAUGAGUUUGGUUACAGCUGGAAAAAUAUCAGAGAGCGUUAUGGAACCCUAACAGGCGAGCUACAUAUGAUUGAACUGGAGAAGGGUCGUAGUGGUUUGGGUCUGAGUCUUGCUGGGAACAAAGACCGGUCCAGGAUGAGUGUUUUUAUAGUGGGGAUUGAUCCAAAUGGAGCAGCUGGGAAAGAUGGUCGAUUGCAGAUUGCAGAUGAGCUUCUAGAGAUCAAUGGUCAAAUUUUAUAUGGAAGAAGUCAUCAGAAUGCUUCAUCAAUCAUCAAAUGUGCCCCUUCUAAAGUAAAAAUAAUUUUUAUCAGAAGUAAAGAUGCAGUGAGUCAGAUGGCCGUAUGUCCUGGGCAUACAGUGGAACCUUUGCCUGCUACCUCAGAGAAUCUUCAAAAUAAGGAGGCUGAACCGAGUGUUACUACUUCCGAUGCAGCUGUGGACCUCAGUUCAUUUCCAAACGUGCAACAUCUGGAGCUUCCCAAGGAUCAGGGGGGUUUGGGCAUUGCUAUCAGUGAAGAAGAUACACUCAGCGGGGUCAUCAUAAAGAGUCUAACAGAGCACGGGGCAGCAGCCAGGGAUGGACGGCUCAAAGUUGGAGAUCAGAUUUUGGCUGUAGAUGAUGAAGUUGUUGUUGGCUAUCCUGUUGAAAAGUUUAUUAGCCUUUUGAAGACAGCGAGGACAACAGUGAAACUGACCAUUCGUGCUGAGAAUCCAGAUUCCCAGGCUGUUGCUUCAGCAGCUGGUACAGCCAUUGGAGAAAAAAAGAGCAGCCCCCAGUCUCUGAUGGUCCCGCCGUCUGGCUCCCCGGAACCAGAGCCCAUCCGAAGUACAAGCAGGUCAUCAACACCAGCAAUCUUUGCUUCUGAUCCUGCAACCUGCCCCAUCAUCCCAGGCUGUGAAACAACAAUUGAGAUUUCCAAAGGGCGGACAGGGCUGGGCCUGAGCAUCGUUGGGGGGUCUGACACACUGCUGGGUGCCAUUAUUAUCCAUGAAGUUUACGAAGAAGGAGCAGCAUGUAAAGAUGGAAGACUCUGGGCUGGAGAUCAGAUUUUAGAGGUGAAUGGAAUUGACUUGAGAAAGGCCACACAUGAUGAAGCAAUAAAUGUGCUGAGACAAACACCACAAAGGGUGCGCCUGACGCUCUACAGAGAUGAGGCCCCGUACAAAGAGGAGGAUGUGUACGACACCCUCACCAUCGAGCUGCAGAAGAAGCCGGGCAAAGGCUUGGGGUUGAGUAUUGUUGGUAAAAGAAAUGAUACUGGAGUAUUUGUGUCCGACAUUGUGAAAGGAGGAAUCGCAGAUGCUGACGGAAGACUGAUGCAGGGAGACCAGAUACUAAUGGUGAAUGGAGAAGACGUCCGUCACGCCACCCAGGAAGCCGUGGCAGCUCUGCUGAAGUGUUCCCUAGGCACAGUAACCUUGGAAGUCGGAAGAGUCAAAGCUGGCCCAUUCCAUUCGGAGAGGAGACCUUCUCAAAGCAGCCAGAUAAGUGAAGGGAGCCUGUCAUCGUUCACUUUUCCACUUGCGGGGUCCAGUACAUCUGAGUCACUGGAAAGCGGCUCAAAGAAGAAUGCAUUGGCAUCUGAAAUACAGGGAUUAAGAGCAGUUGAAAUUAAAAAGGGACCCACUGACUCAUUGGGGAUCAGCAUUGCUGGAGGAGUGGGCAGCCCACUUGGUGAUGUUCCUAUAUUUAUUGCAAUGAUGCACCCGAAUGGAGUUGCAGCUCAGACCCAGAAACUCAGAGUUGGGGAUAGGAUUGUCACUAUCUGUGGCACAUCCACUGAGGGGAUGACUCACACCCAGGCAGUUAACUUUCUGAAAAAUGCCUCUGGCUCCAUUGAAAUGCAGGUGGUUGCUGGAGGAGAUGUGAGUGUGGUCACAGGUCAUCAGCAGGAGCCUGCCAGUUCUAGUCUUUCUUUCACUGGGCUGACGUCAAGCAGUAUAUUUCACGAUGAUUUAGGACCUCCUCAGUGUAAGUCUAUUGCACUAGACCGAGGACCAGAUGGCUUGGGCUUCAGUAUAGUAGGAGGAUAUGGCAGCCCUCACGGAGAUUUACCCAUUUAUGUUAAAACAGUGUUCGCGAAGGGAGCAGCCUCUGAAGAUGGGCGUCUAAAGAGGGGUGAUCAGAUCAUUGCUGUCAACGGGCAGAGUCUAGAAGGGGUAACACAUGAAGAAGCCGUUUCCAUCCUUAAGCGGACAAAAGGCACCGUCACUUUGAUGGUUCUCUCCUGAAUUAGCUGCCAGAAUUGAGCCAACUCAACUUCUCACUUAACAUCCCAUGCUACAAAGAGAGUGGAACUGGUCCUGUGCACUCCUCCUGGGCUGUGUUCAUCCGGCUCUUCAAAACUGUAGGAAAAAAAUCGCAUGUAAAUUUGUUUUUCUCAUAUGGAAAUGAUUUUCUUACAACCUAGCAUCACUUUCCCUUUCUCUUUGCAUUCUGUGAUGGAAACUCAAAGAGAAGGGCUCUUUGCGUAGAUAAAUCCAGUCUUUCUUCCUGAAGAUAUAUGACAUUUUAUAAUCAUGUGGGCAGAAAUUAAUAUGGGCUCAACUGGUUAGUAGAGAAAGGAAAAAAAAUCAUUCGAAAGCUAACCAAGGGGAAAUGGUCUCAUGAAAUUAAGGUGAAAAUUGAAAAUAUAAAGUAAAGAAGAAAAUCUCAAGUUUUAUAAAAAUGCAUUCUGUUAAUCCACCUUCUCUCCUCACUUCUAACUAAAAAAGAAAAGAAAAAAGUUGUACUGAAAAUGUUUAAAAAUACUUUCAGUAUUUAAAAAUGUUGACUAUUAUUAAAACAUUGCAACUCCCAGCUCUAAUACGCACAUAUAUAGUUUUCUCCUAAAACGGGCUUCAAGAUUGGGUAAAUAACAACAGGAAGCAAUGUUCCUAAGUUUGUAAAGAAACCACUUAUUGCACAUCUUGCUGUUCGUUUUCAUUUUUGACCUAUUAUACAAUAUUUUCACAUUUCUAUAAGUGAAAUGAUGACGCUGCCCUGUAUUGACUGCAGUUUCUCUAGAAAGCAGCCUUGCUAACCACGCAGGAGCAUAGGAGGCUCUCUGAAUUGUUAGUGAUGGUUUUAAGGGAUGCAACACUGAAACUGUGUCAGUGUGCUGUGCAGUUGGUUUUCAAUUAGUAUUAAUCUUAAUGACAGAGAAAAAGCAAUGUGUUAGUAAUUAUUUUGGUUGUAUGCCAUUAGUAAAUUGAUAGAAAAAUUAAGGGGAUUAACAUAAGUUCAUUUCAUUGCCUUAUAUUAACAUCUUAUAAUACAAUAGUUUAAGACUAAGGGAAACAGAUGGAGCUGUUUAUUGAGACAACUGGUGAGGAAUUAUCAUGUGUUCAUUCCCAUUUUAGAGCGUGAAACUCCUACAGUAGAAUAUAUAAAGUCACUUUAAAUAUUAUCUAUAUUUGUAACAAAAGUAGUGUACAGAUAUUUUAUUACAGCGCUUUUGUGUAAAUGCGGAAUUGAAGUGAAUAAAUAAGAAGUUUCAUGGUGCACAAAAAAAAGCAGGCAUUUUUAUUUUGUUCUUUUUACUGGGGAAAAGCUUUAUUAUACUGUUCAAGAUUUACAAUUUAAAAUUGGCUUUUAUCAUGUCUAACUGAACAUAUGGUGUCCAUAGUUUUACAGUUAGAGAAACUCUGGACAACAACAUUAUGAAAAGCUCAAAGCUUUUUAUGCCCAGAAUUUUUACUAAUGCUAAAAAUGCACAGACUCCUCAUGGAGCAGAGGAAGAUAAACAGCAUUAAAAAAAGAGAGGUGUUGUGCCUGUAUGUGCUUUUCUGAAACGCUACGAGUGAUGCAAUAUUAUAAGUUGUUCUUUACAGUAGUCAAGAGUUAAAGCAUGUUCAGAUAGAAGAAGUCAUAAUGAAAAUUAUUUGUAAUAAUGAACAUGAAAAAUCUGAUUUGAACACUGAGCAAGGAAUUGAGGAACCUUUGUUCUGCUAGUUCUUCCCCUAAUUAGCUAAUGAACAUAUGCAUUCCCUCUGAUUUAUCUCAUCUGUAAAAUGAUAGGUGAUUUUAUCUCAAAGCUUAUAUCAAGUUCUAAAAUGUAAAAAUUCUGUGAUUCUUAGAUAUACGAAACGAAUGACACAACUACACGUUGCAUCAAUUCGGAAGCUAUUCUCCCCAACCAGCUAUUGUAAACUGAGGUACUUGAGGUAACAAAACUCAUUUUACUAUCCCAGUGACACAUCUAACCUCUUACUCACCAAUUAAUGGCCCUCUGUCAUGAAGGCAUGUCAAGAUCCUCUCAUGGUUGGCUGCUGGAAGCUGAGCCACCCACUUUUAUGUUUUAACCAGCAAAGAUUUUAUGGAGGCCACUCUGUGGCACACCCUAGGAAGGCCAGUUAACCAGCCAUAUUGAAGUUUGAGUAAAUGUGUGAAGGCACUCCUGUGAGAGCACCCAGCUGGGUAUCUGUACUAGCCUGUAGAGCAUUGCCCCCAAGUUCAUGUCUACUAAGAACCUCAGAAUGUGACCUUAUUUGGAAAUAGGGUCUUUGUGGAUGUAAUCAGUUUGGUUAAAAUGAGGUCAUGCUGGAUUACAGUGGACCCUAAAUCCUUAAGAGAAGGCUAUGUAGAGACACAGAGACAGAAGAAGAAGGCUGUGUAAAGAUGGGGACCAAACAAACAAAAAACAAAACAGAGUACCUGGAACCACCGGAAGCUGAAGAGAUGAGGAAGGUUUUUUCUCUGGAGUCUUCAGAGAUAACUUGUCCUUGCUGACCCCUUGAUUUCAGAUAUCUGGCCUCCAAGACUGUGAGAAUAAAUUUCUGUUGUUGUAAACCACCUUGUUUGUGGAACUUUGCUACGGAAGCCCUAGGACACACCAGUAUAGUAUCUUGGAUGUUUUUAUAUCCUUAGCUACUAUCACUGUGCCUGGCAAAUAGGAGAGGCUCUAUACAUUUUUGUUCAGCAUGUAAAUGAUUGCAUUAUAUAUAGGUUGUGAUUAAUUUCAUGGUCUUACCUUGUUUUAGUUAAGCUAGCUGCAGCCUUCAUACUGAAUGCAAAACAGGAAGCAGUGGGAAUGCCACUUAAGAAUGUAAAACGCUGGGGAUAAGCUCCCCUCCUGAACUGCUACUAAUUAACGAAGUCAAAGCAUGUAGAAGUGAAGAAAGAGAGGGAAGGAAUGAAGGAAGGAAGGAAAAGAAGAUUGAGAGGGAAAGAAUAUCGAUGCAUCAACAUUAGAGAGAGUGACAAAGGCUUAUGCUUCCUAUGUUAUUCUUUCUUGGAAAUGUAAGAUCUCUCCGUGGAGAAGGAAGAAAGUGAUCAAAGAGUUUGAAGACUUGAACGUUAUAGUGUUAAUUCCAUGUGCAACUCAAGACCAUGUACAACUCAAGAUUGUGGCUUGCCCAUAAUAGGUUCAGAAUAUUUGUUUUUGUGAUUAAAUUACAUUGGUGAAUAUUGCA